AUGUCGGAGGGACAGGAGACGUCCCAGACUGGCGACACCGGAGCAACCAAUGACAAGACCACUUCCAAGAAGACCAGUUGUUCCGGCUGGUGCAAGAAGUUCUGGCUGAUCGUCGGCGGGCUGGUAUUCCUGGUCAUGGCCGUCGCACUUCCCUUGAUGACGGGAACUGAUUUCUGCCUGGCACACCUGCGAUGCAGUGAUCAUGAGAGGCCGACUCUCUCCUGGCGUGCCUCAGGAGUGGGGACUCUUUCCCCUGGGGUGGGGACUUCCCCCCGUGGUGCAGAAACUACAGCAGCCCCGAGACGCGCACAAGUCACACCGCCGGCGACUCUCAUCACUACCGCUGGGCCAUAUGGAGAUGCACGAGAGCCAGACUGCGCUGCAUAUAAAGCCGCCGGGUACACGACCAGUGGAGUCUACAAACUUGGCUCACCCCUGUCCGGCGUAACGGUCUACUGUGACAUGGAUACAGACGGACAGGGCGGAUGGACCGUGAUCCAGCGUCGACUGGACGGGUCGGUUCCCUUCACCAAGAACUGGGAGGAGUACAAGCACGGGUUUGGGAACAAGAACGGGGAAUACUGGCUUGGGAACGAGAACAUCCACCGCCUGACCAAUCGGAAGAACUAUCGGCUCCGCAUUGAGCUGAUGGACUGGGAUAGAGAGACGCGCUACGCGGAAUACAACACAUUCAGGGUGGCCGGUGAGUCGGACCGGUACCGGCUGACCAUUUCCGGGUAUUCAGGCGACGCGGGAGACUCCAUGACUAACUACUAUCCCAACAACGGGCAGAUGUUCUCCACUGUGGACAGGGACAACGACGCCUGGGAGCACGGCCAGUGUUCUCAGCUGAACGGACAGGCCGGAUGGUGGUUUGAGAACUGCAGCCACUCCUUCCUCAACGGUCGCUACCUGGGCAACUGUGGGAACUCCUGUGAAGCCUUUGAGGGGGUGGCGUGGAAGACCUGGAAAGGAAAGAAUUACUCUCUCAAGUCUGUGUCUAUGAAAAUCAGACCAUGA
This is a messenger RNA of Branchiostoma belcheri (Belcher's lancelet), 1020 nucleotides long. Its product is annotated as fibrinogen-like protein 1. The coding region runs from base 1 to 1020 and encodes 339 amino acids. Lineage: Eukaryota; Metazoa; Chordata; Leptocardii; Amphioxiformes; Branchiostomatidae. The record is from RefSeq and is a predicted model, not a curated record. The transcript has 6 exons.